Brassica rapa (field mustard) is the source of this 16090-nucleotide messenger RNA. RefSeq lists its product as uncharacterized. The record is from RefSeq and is a predicted model, not a curated record. NCBI's taxonomy places the organism in Eukaryota, Viridiplantae, Streptophyta, Magnoliopsida, Brassicales, Brassicaceae. Gene Ontology annotation, molecular function: DNA-binding transcription factor activity; DNA binding.
UAAUAAAUUAAACAUAUUUAUUUUAAAUGUGACAUACGAACUUUAAAUGUUAUAUCUUUAUAUAUUUACUAUUUCAUUUUACAUACAAAGUAUGAACUAUCAAUGUUUUAUUAAAAUAUAUAUAUAAUUAUUAUUUAAAUAUAUGUUAAAUAAUUUGAUGAUUAAUAUAAUUCACACAUAUAUUUGAAUUAUAAGAAUACAACAAAUAAAUUUCAAUAUAUAUUCCUCAAAAUAAACAUAAAAGUGAAAUUCAUUUGGCUAUAUGAAAAACGUAUAGACAUAUAUAUCUAUCUUAUUAAAAAAAAACACUUUAUUUGACAAAAUAUUCUAUUUUGAAAAGAUAGUUUUAUUAAUAUACAUAAACAUAUUAAUUGGUGUUUUAAUUUAUAAAUAAAUUCAUCAAAAAUGGUUUUUGUAGUUAAAAGUUACUAAUUUACGAAUGGAUUAUAUAACAUAUUAUUUUAAUUAUUUUAAUAUUGAAUCACAAUAUGAGCAACCAACAAAUUACAAACAACUAAAAACUGUUACAAUUUGUUUGUACAAAUUGAACAAAUACCUAUAUAACGUUUGUUUGUACAACUAUUACAAUUUUUUGUUGUGAAAAAUUGCAUAUAUCUAUUCAGUUAAAACAAACACUCACCCAUGUUGAUGCAUAUAUCAAAUACUAGUUAUUUUCAAAGAUGCCUAGAAUCUACAUUAUCAAUGCAUCAGAAAAUGAUAAAUCUGAAAUUUUCUUAGUUGUGGCAUAAGAGUUAUAUUUUAGAGCCGUAGUAUGUGGAGUGUAGAUAGAUGUUGCUUCCCUUGCUACUACUUGUGCUAACGACUGGAAGGACAGUACAGAAACCCACUUCAGAAAUAAGGUAUGGUAGUUCUCCGGUUUCUUCAUAUUUGUUACGGUUGUUGUACUUGUGACCAUUAGUAAACCUUAUCAUUUUUGUUAAAUUUCGGCUUAUCAUGGACUUCAAACUUAAAACUGAUUACCGAUAAAUUGAUUGGUCAUAUCCCUUUAAAUAUUAGCUAAUUAUUUCUUCAACUACAAAUGUGUGUGACUUCAUUCAGUAACCUUUUUCGGUUCCCAACAUUUUUAGAUCGAAAUGAUGUCAAAGAUGAACAACAAGAACUUUGUAAACCUUCUUAGUUACUGUGAAGAAAAUGAGCCUUUCACCAUGAUCUUGAUCUUUUAAUAUGCUCCAAACGGAUCACUCUUUUGAACAUUUACACUGCGUACUUGUCAUAAGCCAUAAUGUCUCAUGUUGGCUCAGUUUCUUUGUGAUGAUAUAAAGGGAAGCAAAUUUCUUCUUCUUGAUGUUGUAGAUAAAGAAUCAGGACACUUGGAUUGGAGAAUGAGGUUAAGAAACGCAAUGGGCUUAACAUAUUACCAUGACCAUAAGCACCAACUCAGUCCGCCAAUAGGUCACACUAAUCUCGUCUCAUCAUCUCUUCAGCUCACAGAGGAUUGUGCUGUAAAACUAACGGGCUUCAGUUUCCAAACUUAUCGCGAUCGCGGCAAAAGCAAUCCCUGCAACUCGACAUUUUCUUCGAUCAAUAUCAUGUACCUUUGUCAUCGUAUCAGAGUGGGUCCACACCCUGACCUUUUAAUCUGGUUCAGAUAGUGGUCCGAUCAACCCACUAAGUGAUGGCUUAUAGAAGAUUUAGUUAUUUCGAAAUUAUUAGAAAAUAAAAAAUUCUCUCAGAGGGGUAUGAUGAAUUUUACGAGAUUAAUAAUUACAUUUAUCAUCAUUUUGAGAGAUGGUGUUGAAGAGAAGAUCUCAUGUUAAAAAUAUAUAAAAGACUUGUAUAAUAUAUAAGAGAUUUGAGUCAAUCCAUUGUUUUAAUUUGGAAGCCUAUGAAACUUGUCACAAAAGGAAAUAUACUCCCACAAUUGAAUAUUGAUUUUCACGCAUAUGAAAUGAAAUUCCCAUCUUUUUUAAUUUGACAAGCAAUCUACGUUCCACGAAGUUGCCUUCUCCCCAGACGAGGUCUAAACUUUAUUCCUUUCCAUAUUUUUAAAAACAUUAACACGACUUUAAUAAUGUCAAAAAAAAAAAGUCACAAAAACGAUAUAAUAGUGGCUACCAAAACUAUUGGGCCAUACUAAUUGAUUACAUAGCUGCAGUGGCUAUUUCAUGCAAACCCAUGCAUAUACGUACAAAUUGCAUAUAUAUAUAUAUAUAUAUAUAUAUAUAUAUUUUUCAUAAACUCUAUGCGCUGAUCCGGUCGGUCUUUGCAGAAACGCACUUAGUAUUACAUAAUAGACUGACUAUCACACUGCCUGACCCGAUUUGGAAUACCUUCCGACUAAUACCAAAAAGUGAACUAAUCAUCCGUUAUGAUCUACCAUGUAAACUACUUGGACCGAAACUCAAGUUCGGACUGGCCAAGUGAUAUGAUAUUUUAGUUUUUCAGAGUACACACCAAGCUUCAAGAAAUUGCCAUUAGACUACCACCAUUUGGUUAAAUUGCAUAUAUUUGGCUUUUGAAAAAAAUAAUUAGAUUACUUGCAUACAUUAUUCUGUUCCUCCCUUCCAACUUAUUAUUUCCCAUUGAAUUAUUUUUCGUUCACACAUCUUUAUACUCCCUCCGUUUAAUUAGUGCCGUGGUCAAUAUUUAACGGCUUAUACAUUUAUAUAAAGCUGUAAAUUAUAUUCCGUAGCAUUUGGUAUUUGUUUGAUCGUACGUAUAAUUAAUUAUCCAUUGGUUGUCGUCUGAGGAUUGGAAGUAGCUAGGAUUGUAUAGGGUAGAUAUGAAGAACGGCAUUUUAACGUAAGUAACUAUCAUAGCUAAGUACGGAAAUUUUAAUUCUUACCACAAUUAAUAACGACUACGAAAUAUAUACGCUUGCUUUUGGCACAAAAAAAAAUAUACGCUUACGGCUGGACAUUUGGCUUCCGAAAAUAUUUUGAAAAAAAAAAGAGAAAGAAAUACCUAAUGUAUAUGACUUCUACUAUAUACCUAAUCACCAUUCAUGAAUUUUGACCCAACACUUGCGUAUCGUUUAUAUAAUAAAAGUUCUUAAGCGUUUCAGUUCAAAAGAAGUUCUUCAGCUUAUGUUAGAAAAUAUACAAAUACAAUGUUGAAUAUAUUAUAUAUUAUACAGUGAACGGAGAGGACCUAAUUAUACAUCUUUUUCACCAAAUAGAGAAUAUUAUUCUCAGAUAAUUUUCUUCUUUUAAAAUUAUAAAAUGAGCGUAACACUAGUCUUUGGUAACUCUUUUUCAAAUAAGAGAAUGACCACACAAAGACAAAAGCAUAUUCGAAAAUUAAAGUGAAAAGUGUUAUAUACCUAAUUACUUUGUAAAAAAAAACAAGGUCAACUAAAAACUUUAAAUAACCGAAGUCUCAAUGUUUACAUGAAGAUAUGAAAUCUUUUCUCAUUGGAUAUCUUUUGUUGUUAAAAACUUGAUUGGAUACUUAACUAGACAUAUAUUUCUUAGUACUUACUUACUAGUAGCUCAUCACGAAUUCCAAACUAAAUCAAUUUGGUUGCGUGUGUGGACGUACAAAAGUGCAAGUAAUUAAAUCUAAAGUUCAGUCCAGUGAUACGGGCCGGAGAAUUCAUGUGACUUAUCAGCAUAAAAUAUUAUGUUCUAUAUCCUAACCAAAAAUAAUAAUAAUUGGCCAUAUAUGGAAAAGAGAGAUGUACUCAUGUACAUUUUUUGCAUGUAUAGAGACAGAGACGCAUGUGUAGAUAAUUAUAGAUAAUAUGAAAUAGCAAGAGUAGUGGAGAUGGAGACAGAUCCGUGAUCAUUGUUGGUGACAGAAACAAGCAGCAAUAUUUUCUUAUCGUGUCUCUCAGUGAGGACAGGACAGCCAAGCACCUUUUAACUUCUGUCUGAUUCCUCUCUCUGCUCUCUCUCUCACACACACAACGAAGAAGUAAUGCUUUUGAGUUUCUUCUUUUUUCUGUUUCACAGCUUUGGUUUGGAAGUCACGAGCCCAUCCCCCUAACCAUCCCUUUUUAUGUAUUUGUUUCCUUUUUACUCAAUUUAAUUUAUGAACACGAUGGAAGAAGUUUCAUAUAUCUAAUUAAUGUUGCGUUCUUCCUAUAUUGCAAAAGCUAGUUUGAAUGGAACAAGAUGAAUAAAUCAAAUGAAAACAUAUUUCACACGAUUCAAUGGCAGUUCUUUUGAAAUAAAAGUUCGUAAACCUUCAAAUAUAUACACGUCAUCUUGAACCUAGACUCAGACGGGUAUAACCAACAGUUUCAUAUUUAUUUUAGGUGAAACGAUUUAGCUAGUGUUUACCAUAAUUAUGAAAAAAUGUGAUUAUUUAGACAAUUUCUACUUUUGAGUUUCUUUUCACUUCCCUAGAGCCUCACGAGAUUAAAAAUUGAAGGAACUGAGUUAAAAAAUAAUACUAUUACUUUUGUUAUGUGACUAACGUGAUACUGAUACAGUUACCAACGUUUUUGUUUACUUAAAGAAGCAAAGGACCUUUUGUUUUUUGGUCAUGAGGUGUAAAUCUAGAUCUAUAUUUACCUGGUUAAGAUUGUAUAAAACUAUGGAAAACAUUGUUUUGAAGAAAAAACUAUGUAUUAAAAUUAAAUAGAAUUUAGAAUAUCCGUUGCCAUCAUGUACAUAUUGUUCCAUAUAUACGUAGCGUUGGAGAUAGGGAAAAGGGAAUCAUGGAUACAAGCAUCCAAAAAGUCAUACACAUAUAGACCUUCAAAAGUCUUCAACCUUAAAUCCCUAACAUAUGUGUUAGUCUGUGAUCUUUUUUAUUGCACUUUGUCCAAAGAACUCCAAGAUAGAGUAAAAAGGUUCAAACCUCAAAACAAACAACACAAAACACAGCCAAAUAGCUGGAGAACAAGAUGAGAUCAAGUAGCCAAAGUUCUGAAAACUCCAAGAAAACAGACAACAAAGACGAAGAAGAGGAUGAAGAAGAAAGAUCAGCAGAUCAGAGCCCAUCUAAGAAUAGCUAUCUGGAAGAGAAUGGGAGUCACCAUCAUAAUAAUGAUCAAAUCAAGAAAAGUGGUGGAUCUGUGAGGCCGUACAACCGCUCAAAGACUCCAAGGCUGCGAUGGACACCUGAACUCCAUAUUUGCUUUCUUCAAGCUGUGGAGAGAUUGGGUGGACCAGAUAGAGCAACACCCAAGCUUGUUCUUCAAUUAAUGAACGUCAAGGGGCUAAGUAUUGGACAUGUCAAGAGCCACCUUCAGAUGUACAGAAGUAAGAAAAUCGAUGACACAAAUCAAGGAGAUCAAAGAUUUUCGUUUGAACACGGAGCUGGUUACACAUACAACCUUCGCCAACUUCCAAUGCUACAAAGUUUUGAUCAAAGUCCUACUAGUUUAGGAUACGGCGGCGGUUCGUGGACCGGCCAUAGACAACAUGUCUACCAUAGCCCUUGGAGAGGCCUAACAGCACGAGACAAUACAAGAACAAGACAAACACUGUUUGGCUCACAGCCUGGAGAGAGAUUUCAUGGAGUUAGUAAUAGUAUUCUUGAUGAUAAGAACAGUACAGUUUGGUUUCGAAUCAAUUCUCAUGAAGCGGCUCAUGCGAACAAUGGAGUAGGUGAAGCAGUUCCAAGAAUGCAUAGAAGUUUUCUUGAAGGUAUGAAAACGUUUAACAAAUCAUGGGGACAGAGCCUCGCCUCAAACCCUAAUUCUUGGACGGCAUCAAAACCACAAUCUCACAUCGCUGCUACAUUAAGCUCUAACCAACGGGACAACCCACUAGUGGCAGAAAAAAUGGAGAAUGUGUUGAAGAAGAAAAGAUUGUUACUGUCUGAUGAUUGCAAUAACUCGGACAAAGAUUUGGAUCUAAGCUUGUCUUUUAAGGUACCUCGGUCACACAACAACCUUGGAGACUGCUUGUUAGAAGAAGAAAAAGAACAUGCAGAUAGCAAGGGUUUGUCUCUUUCAUUAUAUUCGUCGAGUUUUGCAAAACUCGGUCAAAUCAUUAGAAAAGAAGAUCAAAAUUAUCAUAAAAAGAGAAAGUGUUCGGUCUUGGCAAGUCCCCUUGAUCUCACUUUGUGAAUAUAUAUAUAUAACAACAUAUAUAUACGUCUAUUCUAAGUGAGAUCUUGAGGUACUUAUUGAUGGAAGAUUGUUAUCUGUGGUUUAUUUUUCGUUGCAUACUUGUGACAAGACCCGUAACUAAGGUAAUAAUAGCUACAUUUCUGCACCGUCUUCCACAUAACUCUGUCAGAUAUUAAAUUCUUAUUUAUAUAUUAUUGUUGGUGAUCGAGUUGUGAAAAUAGAUUUGUUUUUAUCCUGAAUAGUAGCCAAGAAAUAGAUCAGUGAGUCUUUUGAACAAAAAAAAAAUUGAUCAGUGAGUCUAUAUGGUUUUGAUAGUUUUCCUUUUUCUUUUGAACUUUUGGUUUUGAUAGUUACAAGACAUUGCACGUUGCUUUGGUUGUGUCUUGUUGUGAGACGUUGCAAAUGUAUGUGUAGUUCCGGUUUUCACUCACACUCACAAAAAAGUAUCCUAAGCUAUAUUUUGUUCCCUAACAUGGAGUUCUUGUAAGAAAUUGUAUGCCUUAAUGUUAAAUAAGUGAAGCAUAUAUAUAUAUAUAUAUAUAUGCAAUCGUAGGUUGCUCAAAAAAAAAAAUAUAUAUAUAUAUGCAAUCGUAUAUGCUUUGUAUGGCAUAUAUGUAUCAAAAUAAUCAUGAACAAAGUAAUUAACGAAGGUAAUCUAAAUCUAUGAACAGUAAACUUUACAGUCAAUAUCAUGCGUCUCAGUCGUCAUCUCUAUUCACUAUAGAGUAUAUGAGCCAUAUUUGUCAAUGGUACAACAUAAUAAUUACUUUACAGAUUAACUAGUCCAUUUAACUAUAAAACUUGUCAGUUGUUCUGUCCAUUUCUAAUUUCGUUCCACUCUUUUAGUAUUUUUCUAACGAUACCACUCUUUUAAAAUUACAACGAAAGUUCUUUAGAUAUUUGGUUUCUCCUCUCGUAAGACUUUUUUUAUUUUUUUGGAACGCAACUUCAUUAAACUUAAAUCAUCAGAGUACAGUGGUUAAACCACUCGAUACAUCAUGGCCCAAAGCCUGUUUUGGAGAGAAAGACAAGAAGACAGAUGUACUUGCCAUAGAGAUGUGUCUUGGUCUCCUCGAUAUACAACACACUAUUUGGUGUUUGCAUAUAAUCGUUUUCUAAUAACCUCGGGCCUUGAAAACAUUCUGGCUAUAUCAUAUUAUUUGAGGAUGUGUACAUAUUUUUCAGGGAAUCAAAAGUAUGUAAGGUUUUUGUAUUUUUAUGUCUACUUACAUGUGUCUUUGUUGUAUCAUAUUCUUCCCAAUCCUUAAUAAUUUGGAAAAUAUAGUUUUAAGUCAAAUGAUAGGUAGUGUUAAUAUAUUUGAUAGAACUUUUACAUUAGAUAUUUUGUAAACUUCUACUUCAUUGAUUUUAUAUUUUGCAGUCGUGAAAUACAGAUGUUUUCAGACACCAAUUUGAUGGCAAACAGUCUUUAGAAUACAAUUUACUCAACUCGUGGACUUUCUUUGGUAGCAAAUUUGAUUUGUCUGGUUAAGACAUAAGAGUAAGGCAAAGCAUACCAAAGAAGAAGGUGAUUUGGAAAAUGGAUUUAUGAUAAAUGGCUUUUUAUAGUAAUAUUAUAGGCCCAUUUAAGUAAUAUGGCACAUUAAGUAAAACCCGUUUACGUUUCUAAGGCGACGUUCUUUCUCAUGAAUUUGAUCAAAAUCUUGGAAAGAGCUAUUUAAUUAUCAGUUGUUAGGAUAUUAACAGAUGUGUUAGUGUAUAACAAUAAUAAGACGAUAAUGAUAUGUACCUACAUUGAUACUGAACACAUGGUAUCUUACUUUAUAGUUAUAAUAUCCACCACCUAUAUGAAGAAAACUAACCGACUAAUAUAUAUCAAUAUUUUAUACGUAUUAUAAUACUGAAGACUAAUAAAUUUAAGUUUUGAUUAACACUAACAAAAAUAUAAGAUAUGAGUUUUGGAAUAAGAUUCACUUUUAAAGAAUAUCUCUUCUUCUUUUUGUGUGAAAAGGCUUGGAUUCAAUUGUUUGCGAGGAAUCCUUUUUAGUAUGGUUGAAAAGAUAAUUAAAGAAGUCGAGAAAGAGAAUGAAGAUAACGAAAAGAGGGGUUGUGAUAAAAAGAAGAAGAAAACAAUGCUUAUCACAUCAAGAAAAGAAAACAUAAAAUGUUGGGGUGAAGAUGCAAACUAAGCUCAUCCUAGAUUGUAAUAUAUAUAUGUUUAAUUCUGUCGUCGGCGAUAUCCUCAACAAAUUCCCAAUUAAUAUAUGUUUUCACCAUCUAAUCUGUGUAAUCUACGACCCAAACAUUUAUAAAAGAAAACAAUUUUGCAUUAAUUUCAGACAUAUAAGUUCACUAUGAAUUUAACUGGGGGCAUCUUCCAGUAAUAUACUAAUAUUAGAUUUCUUCUAUGCAUAUACUCGUCGAUAUAUGAUCUUUUCCAUGUUCAAAUAUAAAUUAUUGUCAACAAUCUUUGUCCUUGAUUUUACACUAGAUUGCGAAUUUACAUGGUAAACUAGCUAUUGCGGGUGGAAGUCCCCUUAGUUCAAUAGUUUGACUAAGGGUUCAUUAAUAUUUCUACACUAACAGAUCCAAGUUUCAAUUUUCGGAGAAAACGAUUUAUUAAACAAUUAUGCAAACUAAAGAAAAAAUACUUGCAAGAGCUUUUCAACAUGGUGCAAAUAAACUUGGUCAUCUUUAUGAAUAAUGUAAUGAAAGAUUUGUGCAUUAUAAAUUUGUCUUCAUGCAAGUGAAAUUGUCUCUGCCGACCAAUCUUUGGCCACAUGAAAGCUUUGGCAAACAUAAAGACAAAUUCUCUCUUUUAUAGAUUCAACUCUACAACAACUCUUUGCAUUAAUUAAUAGGUUGGAUCAAAAUAUUCAUAAUUUUGAUCUGAUUCUUUAACUGUUUCAACUUGAACCGAAAAAUCAGAAUAUCCGUAAUUCUACGGACAAAACAAAUACUAAUAUGCAAUAUCAAUAAGAAACGAAGCAAAUCAUAAAUACUAGAAAUAUUUAUAGGAACAGAAAUCUGAUCUUAUAUGCAUAUAUACAUAUAUUUAAAUACUUAUAUACAUAUAUUAUAUAAUUAUUAUAUUUUAUGUAAGUUUUACAAAAAAGUAUAUUUAUUAAAUCGAUAAUUUAGGUAUUAUAAUUUUAAAAAGAAAUAACUUUUUGUGAUAAAUAUUGUAAUUUUAUAUUAUUUUCAUUUUUUGUUUAUUUUUUAUUUUAUUUGUACAAUCGAAAUACGUUUCAAAUUAAAAUAUUAAAAAAAUUAAGAUAUCCGAACAUCAAAUAUUUGGAUAGCUACGGAUCGAAUAAUCAAUUAUUUGGAAAAAAAAACAAAACAGGUAACAAAUACCUCAAAAAAUCCGAAAAUUAGAUCCAUGUCAACCCUAAUUAAUUAUGAUCGUGAUUUCAUAAAGAGGCCGGUGACCGGUGUACAUGUUAGGACUCAAAUCUUUCUCACUUCCUUGUUUGUUUCUCAGCGUAAAUUAGUAUAUGAAAAUCUUUUGUGUAUAUUAUUUAUAUAUAUAUAUAUAUAUGUAUAUGUAUAUGUAUUUAUAUGUGUGUAUAGGUAAGGGUUCUGAAAAUGUAAGCAUGAAAAGAUCAAUGAAUAUCUUCCUUUCGUGUCAUUUUCAAUGGAGUUUUAGCUUGGUUUCACAUAUGAUGUAUGACAAAAGUCACAGCGUUGUUAUUUUCAUGCUGAAUACGAUAAUUCAGCCCCGUCCAAAAUUUCUUUCUAGCUACAUUAUCUUCGGCUGUAGACAUAAAAUAUGUUUGUCGGCAAAAUUUUAUGUAAGUAUUACUGAUAAUGAUGUUUCAACCAAAUAGUCGUAAUCAAUUCAUUAAUUUCGGUUUAAUGUUCGAGUGUUAUAGAUUUACAAUUUGUUUUUGAAAUUUAAAAUUUAUGCAACCCGAAAAACGAGAAUUCAGAUUCGAUUACAAAUCCGAUUUAAACAAAAAAAAUCAAAUCAAUCUAUUAUGUUCCUAGCUUCUUCUGCCUACUAAACCCGGCAAGUUUCACUAAUCAGUUUUAAAAACCCUUGUGAAUCGGUUAUCAUUAUCAACCAAUACCUUGGAAAUGUGAGGUUUCCUCAUUGCCUCUGAUGCCAUGACUUCCUAACUCAUCUCCGGAGUAGCUAACUUAUGAUGCACUUUCCGAGGCUUAUAACUGUUACUAUCAGGCUUAUAACUGUACUAUCGAUGAAAUACUAGGCGAACAAUAUAGAAAAGGAGGUUCAAAGUUACCUUUACCAGCUCCGAGGAAUUGAGCUGUACCCCCGACUAAGCCACCAUGAACAUGCAAAAAAAAAAACAGGUUGGGAUCUCCGCCAGCUUUGCCAGCAAGUCUCUAAACACAAAAAAAACUACUUUGUGAAGACUCCAAAACCUUUGAAUAUUUAAUCAUUGCAUAUAGAUUUACAAUUCAUUUUAGAAACUUCUUAUAAAGGUUAUCUCUGAAUUUUUUUUAAAAAAGAGUAUUAUGUUAUAUAUAGCCACAGGCCAUUGCAAUGGAACUCUUUGUUUGAGAAUUAAUCGGAAAUGGUAUGUUUAGUAAAAAAAGUAUCAUGUUCAUACAAGUAAUUAAAGUCUACUAAGUUCCAUUGCGCUACGAAACAGGAAUUGAAAUUGCAGUUAGUUAACAUGAUUUUAACAACACGCCUGGGGGGUUUUGGCUAUAACAGGUAAAAGAGGUAAAAAUUCGUAUCUGAUGUAAGAUGAAACUCAAAGUAAUACAUAUAUAGACAUGAACUAGCUUAUUCAUUACCGAUUGAUUUUGAAAUGGAAUUUAUGAGACUAAAUAACAUGAUAGUAGAGUCUACUUGUAUCCGUACAUGUAUAUCAAUGUCUCAAUGAUAAUUAUAAAUUUAAUCGUGAGAUUCAGUUUGAAAUUGCCUAAAUAAAUCAUCUUACAUGUUUUAAGACAAGAAUCUCACUUUUAAAUAAGAUAACAUUUCAAGUAAUAAUAUACGAUGAAAAUAUAUAAUUACUUUAUUCUCGAUUGAGCUUGAGUUGAAAUUUGAACACAUAAAAGAAUAUGAAAAUAAUAUAAUGUAAAAUGAAUAUCAUUAGUGUUCCAAAAAAAGUAAAAUGAAUACCAUUUUUUGAUAAUCAAAAAGGUAAAUGAUAUUUUCUAACGAGAAUUGAACCCGAAUUACGGUGUGCCUAAUAAACACUCUUUUACAACUAGACCAACAAUUCAUUGAUAAAUUGAUAAAAUGAAUACUAUUGAAACCACAACCAUUUUCUUUUUGUUGUAUAUAACCUAAAUUUUGUACAUUGUAAAAAAAUGACAAUAUCAAAUGAAUUUUAUCAAAAAUGCAAAGUACUUAAUAUGAUUAUUUAGCUGGCAAAGUACUUAAUAUGAUUAACAAUGCAAACAAUCUUUAUAUAUGUUUGAAGAUAAUGUACAAACAAUCUAGCAUACUAAUGGAUACUAAGUUGUGAAAGCAAGUGUCGGAAUUCGGAAGUAUCACUCUAUUUUUAUGGGAAGGGACGUAGCUACUUGCCCAGUGCUCAAGAGAAGGGCCUACCAAAUACUUGUUAGAUGGCUAAUAUGUGAAUGUGGUUUCGGUACACCCAAAUUAUUAUUAUUUUCUCAUAAAAGAACAAGGAAAUUAAGAAAAUAGUUAUUUCCGAAUAACGAAAAUAACAAUGGUUGACAAAAAAAAACAAUGAAAAAUGUUAUUUGUUUUACCCCUUGGCUGGCCUACGCCUUUUUGACAUCACGUACUGAUCAAUCGAAAACGAGAAGGAAUCAUUUAAUGACAAUGAUUUUGUCUUUGUUUUAUAUGACUUUCGUCAUAUUAAUUGGAUCUUUUAUCAACUAAGUUCAAAUGAGUUUGGCAAAAAAAAAUGUACAAAAGAGGUUUUUGUAUUUUCUUAUGUUCAUCGGAGUGAACCUUUUCUAUAUACUUCGGUAGCUAUAAAGAUCCUAUUUGUUUUCCUAUGUUCAUCGGAGAAUAUCCAUUUGAACUUCGUCUCCCUAGUGCAGAUUUACGUGCCAGUAAACUUUAAGAUUAUUUUUGCUAUGCACCCCACAUUUCUGAUUACAUUUUUAACCUUUUACGUGUUACUUUGAAAGAAAAAGAUCUUAUCACUUUUCAUCAAUGAGUGUGUUCAUUUCCUAAAGAGCGAAGCGCUAAUCGAUGUUUAAAAUUUUAAUUCUACAAAUCUUGUAUUCAUCGUAAAUGCACUGUUUUUUUUUUUUGAUAAUUCAGGUAUCCGGACCUCUCAUUUAGUCUGACUAUCCGACCACGUCUAACCGGAACAGGCGAGAAAGAUCCUGGAAGCCAAACAGAAGUUUCUUUAACACUAGACUACGAGGCUCGGUUGUAAAUUCACUGUUAAGUUGUGGAAGUGAAGACAAUCCCCAAAAGAAUAGAUAUGUAAUAGUAGAGCUCGGCGAACAAUGAGCAAGGCCGAAACGAGUCUGGUGGGUGUGUGAUACACGUCUAAAAUUAUGCAAAACUAAGGAUAUUGUGAAGGUCCGUACAUACGAGAUAUGCUUUUGGAUUCUAACUGGAACCUUCCUUGCAAUUGGAUAUAACUUAUAAGCGAAGACUUAUAGGAAAUGCAAUGUUAGAUAUCUGCAUAUAAUUGAAAUCUAUGAUGGGCGAUGUACAGAAAUGAGGACUUUAGACUUAAAUUCCAUUACUUUCGUGAUCUAGUUUUAAUAUUAUUUUUUUUCAUUUUAUGGUUUAGUUUUUUUUUUCAUAACUAAUUAAGUUGUAUUAUAUAUUGAAAAAAGAGUAAAAACAUAUAUAGUUGAUCGAUGUUAUCAUUGUCAGAUCAACGACUACUAUUCCAACUCUGUGUCCUUGUCUCUGCAGCAAAAAUCAAAUGAGCAAAUCACAUCAUGAAGUAGAAAACGAUAGCGACGAUUGAGCAAUUCUGAUCAAAAGUUUGAAAAAAAAAAAUCAACAAUAAUACAUAAAAAGAAUUUGACCUAUUCAUUCAAUGUUGAGUUAAACCUAACAUGAUAUCAAGAUCUAGCUUGUUAAACCUCAUAUGUAGUUAAAACUCGAAAAUUUUCCAUAAAGAAAAGCAGAGUUAUACAGACGCAGUGCAGCUCUUGAUACGACAUGUGCACAGCAUAAAAUUUUACCUUUUUCUGUUUCGUGUUUCAUCAUUCAUCAUUCAUCGUCGCUUCUCAAAAUUUAUUAACACGUCCUUGGUCUCACCGACACGAACAAGACGUAUAUUUACGUUUCGAAUGGUAAAAGCAGUUACCAUAUAUACCAUUAUAUGGAAAGUGCCUUUUUUGUCAAAAAAAUGCCUUUCACUUAUCAGCAUGCAUCUACAGAUCUACUCUAUAUAUACGACUGAAGUUCGUAGAUGACUUAGAUAGAAAGAAAAAACAUGACUACCGUAACAUCUGCAUACCACAUCAAGUCAUCCUUUUAGUUUGUUCCCCAUAAAGCAAUUUUCUCACCUUUUUCUCUUGGUACAAAAUCUUCCCAAAUCUUCAUUAUUUCUUUUCAUAAACAGAAUAAAAACAAUUUACAAAACCGAUUUAUUUGGAUUACAGAAUCAUCUUCUUUAAUCUUUUCAUUCAAUGGGAAUGUGAAAUGUAUCCCACCAUCUAAAUUAUUUAGUUUGAUGAUAAGACAUAUUGCAAAUAUUUUUUGGAUCAUUAUAAUCUAAAUUUUAUUCGAUAUCUGCUUCCAGUUCAUUUUUUUUCUCAUUAGAAACUCCGUUGUAUUAAGAUUUGAUAGAUCCUUAAACCUUAGACUCUACUCAUAACAUUUUGGAUUAUUACAAGAGGUAAUAUUUGUAGGGUCGAAGUACACUGUUUUUAUCAUCAUUGAAAUAGAAGCUUUAUAUCAUAUUCCGAAAAGAAGAAGAAAAAUAACUUAAAAGAAAAAAGAAAGACGUAAAAGAAAAGUAUAUCAUAUAUAUACUAUACGAGUGACCACGUUAAAUAUUCAUGGGUCCAUGCUAGAAUUGACAAGACCACUACAGUGAUUCAAGAAAACUUAACGAAAAAGUGGCAUUGCUUUUAAAUUAUCUAUACAUUUUUUUGGGCAAAAAAUUAGCUAUACAUAUAUAUAUGAUUUCAGUUAAAAGUGCACGUACAUAUGGUUUUAAAUUGAUUCCUUUGCAAAAAUUUGAAAAUUAAAGUCUAAUGUCUGUAUAUAACCUAGUAACCAAUGGCUCAUGGUAAUGCGAGAGGUAUUGCCUUUUGUUGCUUUCAAUAGCAGUCCUAGCUGUCGCUAUAUGUGAACAAAAAUACUUUAGAAGCCAAUAUUAAUUAUAAGCACCACUUGAAACCAACUAUUAUUGCUUAAUUUUCUUAGUUGCAAAAUUAUGAGUAGGAAUUUAAGUGUUCAAAAUGUUUAUUGUUUUUGUCAAAUAACACAUUUUAGUUAUGGUAACAAAUAGAGAAAAUUAGCAAAGGAAAAAUUCUUAUUAUACAUCUAACUAUCUAAGAAAUAUUACUAUAAGAUGACUGUAAUUAGAAAACCAAGUAAAUAAGUUGUGAUCUUCUUUUCUCUAGCUAAAAUCUGCAUAAUUAUGGAAGGGUAUGUAUUUACUAGUAUAAUAUUCCAUGAAUAUAUUUUUGUCUUUGUCCUAUAAAGUUAUUCCAUGAGAAUCUUGGCACCAAAUCUUUCACUGUUGUAGACAGACGCCAUUGCCCAAACAACAAUGCACAUCAUACUGUAAACCGCCACCACCACCAAUUUGAUUCUCACGAUUAUUUUCCCUUUUAAUACGUCAUAAUUAUAAACAAGAAAGCUAUAACGUUUUCUAGAUUGAUUAUAGACCUUUUUCUCUUAAAACCUUUGCAAUUCUAAAAUGUAAUUUGCUCAUGGACUCAGAAUUUAGUCGAAUAAGUCUCGUACUUUUUCUUGCUUUUAGGUUAUUUUUUGCGACCUUUUAUGUUUAGAUUGGCUACAUGAAUCAUUAGGCGUAGACCAAUCCAUUACCACUGUCAAUAAACAGUUCGAUCCCAUGUAUAAUAAGUAGGUAUUGUAUGCAGACUUUAAUUCAAUGGUAAGAAUAUACCUUUUUUUUUUAAACAAACAAUAUACCAUACGUGCCACGGACAUAUUUGGGUUGAUGAAUUACUAGCAUAUAUUUUCCAUCUAAUAAUGUUAAUUCAAGGAUGAAAGUCAAAUAUAAGAUCUGACGGAAAAAUAGAAGCUCUGGAGAGGCAAAACUUAAAGUUCAAAAUAAAGAAGCUAAAAUCUUCGUUAAUUUUGACUUACUUGAAAGGUGCAUGAGAGAUGCAAGAUUAAAACAAUCAAUUUAUUAUGUAUUUUGUUUUGCAUUUGUUUACCAUUCAAAAUAUUAAUUGCGGAACAAAAAUAAAUAAUUAAUUAAUAAAAAUCUGCAUACAUAUUAAAUUGUUGCCUGCAGUGAAAAAAUCUGUUGGGAGAAUGAUGAGGACCAAUAAUUAGUCUUAUUUAAUUUAUUUCAUUAAUUUUCAAACUAAAUACAAAUUCUCUCAGGCAUAUGGUUUAAUAUUUUCAUUUUAUGUAGAAAUUUAUUUAUAAAAAGAAUUUAUAAAGUGAUAUAUAAAAUAUACAUGAUUAUGUAUAUUUUCUUUUAUACGUACAUUCACAGAAGUUAUCUAUAUAUUUAGUUUACAGAUUCAUACUUGUUAUAUAAUUUUUUGCAUUAAGUAGAUAUACAUGUUAUUUUGUAUCAUAUAAAAUGUAUAACUUCACUAAAUAUGAUAUAUUUUUCUGACUUAGUUAUAUUUCAAUGAAAUAAAUUUUUUAAUGUGUUCAUAUGAGUUGGAUAUGAUAAAUAAUAUUCAAUAAGUUUAAUUUAUUGUCAAAAAUUAUGUUAUAACACAUGGAUUCAUUUUUAUUUUAUAUUUAACUAGAACUUCUAUUUUUUUUAAGAUCUGACUUACAUUAUUUUAUCUUUUCAAUACUCAAUUAGAUUGAACAUGAUUCGGUAAAUUAGUUUGAUUAGUUAAAUUUACAUUUGUUCUACAUAUCUAUUUGAUUUGUAUAUAAUCGGCUUGAUCUGCGUUAUCUUUUAGAUAUGUUUUAUCAUUCGAACCUUUAGUUACUUGUACAUAUUGUUAACAUAAAUACAAGAUGUAUGUUUUCUACAUUUAAUUUUCAAUCAGUUUUAGUCUUUCAUUUCACAUCGCAACACCUCAAUUCAAAGACUUUCAUAAUUAAUU